Rasamsonia emersonii CBS 393.64 is the source of this 5325-nucleotide messenger RNA. Its product is annotated as PHD transcription factor (Rum1). The record is from RefSeq and is a predicted model, not a curated record. Gene Ontology annotation, biological process: chromatin remodeling. Gene Ontology annotation, cellular component: nucleus. Bases 1 to 5325 code for a protein of 1774 amino acids. NCBI's taxonomy places the organism in Eukaryota, Fungi, Ascomycota, Eurotiomycetes, Eurotiales, Trichocomaceae. Gene Ontology annotation, molecular function: histone demethylase activity; DNA binding. The transcript has 5 exons.
AUGGUUGCUUCCGCGUCUACGGGAGCAAAUGCCUCACACGCGCAGUCCGCGUCGACUCGUCAACGCCCAAAUUCGUCUUAUCCGUCCUACGGUCACAAUGUCCCGUUGAGUGCCCGUCGGUCCGCGCCUCUCGACCUGUCCACCGUCGAGCGGCGUGGACAACCCAAUGCUGCUCGGGAACCCACCAAGCGCGUCCGCCCUCAUGGCUUGCCCGAGGCUCCCACCUUCCGUCCCACUGAGGAGGAGUUCAAAGAUCCCAUGGCGUAUAUCCGCAAGAUUGCUCCCGAGGGGCGGAAAUACGGCAUCUGCAGGAUUAUUCCUCCUGACAGCUGGAAUCCUCCUUUUGCUAUAGACACGGAGUCCUGUCCCGAUCGAGAUCCCUUUGCCCAGAAUACCUACCAUCUCCUCACUCUUGAGACUCCGAGGUUUGUCAUGGAACGUGCUAACGGUCUGAUCCUCCAGCGUUUCCACUUCAAGACUCGUCGCCAGGAGCUGAAUUCGGUCGAAGGAGGUAUGCCCCAGCGUUCAGCGGAUGUUGCUGUCGGCAGAGCUCCCCAGGACCACCGUUCUGACCCAGAACCAGGAACCCGUGCGAACCUGAACUACCUCGAUCAGCUCGCCAAGUUCCACAAACAGCAAGGUACCAACCUCAAUCGGUUUCCAAGCGUGGAUAAACGGCCACUAGACCUGUACAAGCUCAAGAAGGCGGUUGAGGUCCGCGGGGGCUUUGACCAGGUAUGCAAGUUGAAGAAGUGGGCCGAGAUUGGUCGGGAUCUGGGUUAUAGCGGCAAGAUUAUGUCGUCCUUGUCCACCUCGCUCAAGAACUCGUAUCAAAGAUGGCUGCAGCCUUAUGAGGAGUACCUGAAGGUUGCCAAGCCAGGUGUGCAGCAGCAGCUGGAGCUCGAACAAGGUGGCCCUUACACGCCAUCCCCAAGCCACUCGCCCAUGAACAAACGCCCGCUCUCCUCCACACCAUCCAAUGCUCGUCAGGACUCGCCGGCCGUGCGGGCCUCUGGUACGUUGAAUGCGUCCACGGAGACAGAUGGUACUCCGGACCGGCCUACGCCAUCCUCGGCCGAGUCGGCUUCCGCCCGACCUGCUGGUUCAUCCGGAUUCACGGCCGUCAAUGCCAAACCGGGAGGUUUUACCCCAGUCAAUCAGUCGCCCUCGUUUGUGGCAGUGAACAAUGGUCCCCAGGUGAAGCGUGAGACGGAGAAUGGCACGCCGACCCCCAAGACCAUUGCCCCACAUCCUGGAGGGGACAGUGUCGAUGCAAAGCAGACAGGGACAAACUCGACCCCGGUUACCAAUGGUCAUGGGGAUCAUCCCCUCAAACGUGCUAUAAGUCAUGAUAGCCUGAGUGGCAGUCCGCAGGUAGAAACGGGCGAUGCCGAGAGCUCUGGCCGGAGGAGUAAAAGACUACGUAAAGAUGCGCCUCCGACAGUGGCUGGGUCCCAUAUGAGUCUCCUCCGCCCGGCCCCGUCCCGGGCACGGAUGAAGAAUGGCACUCGCAAGACUGGCAAUAAAUGCGAAGCAUGUGGCAAGACCGAUAACCCUGAGUCCAUUUUCGUUUGCGACAGCUGUGAUAAUGGAUAUCACCGAACCUGCGUCGAUCCCCCCUUGAAUGCUGUUCCCGAGAAUGACUGGCACUGCCCCAAAUGUCUGGUAGGCACUGGUGAAUACGGCUUCGAGGAGGGCGGUAUCUAUUCUCUAAAGCAGUUUCAAGAGAAAGCGAACAAUUUCAAGAAGAACUAUUUUGCUCCACGGAUGCCCUUCGAUCCAGUUUUGAACACUCAGCGGCGUGAAACCGAGGAUGACGUUGAACGUGAAUUCUGGCGGCUGGUGGAAAGUCUCACGGAGACCGUUGAGGUCGAGUACGGUGCCGAUAUCCAUUCCACGACGCACGGCAGUGGCUUUCCGACGGUGGAGAAGAAUCCUCUUGAUCCAUACUCGACUCAUCCUUGGAAUCUAAACGUGCUUCCUUUCCACGAGGACUCGCUUUUCCGACACAUUAAAUCAGAUAUCUCCGGUAUGACGGUCCCUUGGGUGUAUGUGGGCAUGUGCUUCUCUACGUUUUGCUGGCACAAUGAAGACCACUACGCAUACUCGGCCAACUACCAGCAUUUCGGCGCCACCAAGACGUGGUAUGGUAUCCCAGGAUCCGACGCCGAGGCCUUUGAGAAAGCGAUGCGGGAGGCCGUGCCAGAGCUCUUUGAGACACAACCAGACCUCCUCUUCCAACUUGUCACCUUACUCCCACCAGAUCAGUUGAAGAAGGCCGGUGUCAAUGUCUAUGCCCUCGAUCAGCGUGCGGGCCAGUUCGUCAUCACCUUUCCUCAGGCCUACCACGCUGGGUUCAAUCAUGGCUUCAACUUCAAUGAGGCAGUCAACUUUGCUCCCGCAGACUGGGAGCCCUUUGGUGCUCUUGGUGUCGAGCGAUUGCAAGCUUUCAGAAGACAGCCGUGCUUUUCGCAUGAUGAGUUGUUGCUGACAGCGGCUGCUAGAGAUACCUCCAUCAAGACUGCCAAAUGGUUGGCCCCUGCGUUAGCACGAACGACUGACCGUGAAGUGGAGCAACGCGCAGCCUUCAUUAACUGUCACCGAGAGGUAGCUGCACAUCAGUGUAAGUUCAGCGGUGAGGACUGGUCGGCCGAUGGGGACUGCAAAUUGAAGUUCGUCGUCGAAGACGAGGACCUGCCUGAAGAAGACUACCAAUGCCACUACUGCAAAGCCUACACCUACCUGACCCAAUUCCGAUGUCACAAGUCCGGCCGAACCCUUUGCCUCAUACACGCAGCGACUUACGACUGCUGUGGUGAGCCGCAAACUCAACGGCUGAUGGGACCGGACCAUACGUUGCGAUACCGGAUGACUGAUGACGAAUUGAAGAAUUUGGUGCAAAAGAUCCAAGACCGUGCCAGGAUCCCUGAGGCGUGGGCGGAAAAGUUGGACAAGGUGCUUGAGGAUGAACCAAAACCGCAACUGAAGGUCCUCCAUAGCCUGCUAAGCGAAGGUGAGAAAAUCCCAUAUCAUUUACCUGGCCUUCAAGAUCUCGCGGCUUUCGUUCAGCGGUGCGACAAGUGGGUGGAAGAAGCCAACAACUACAUCACGCGCAAGCAGCAGAACCGCAGGAAGAAUGAAAAGGCCUGGCGUAAAGGCACUUCCAAGGCCGCCCAGCUUGAAGAACGCGACCGUGAGCUCCGCAGAGUGGAGAAUAUCCACGCCCUACUUGCAGAGGCUGAUAAACUGUCCUUCGACUGUCCACAGAUGGCGGCCCUGGAAGAGAAAACCCGCGAGAUCGAGAAAUACCGCCAGGAGGUCCAUAUCGCCCUACUUAAUCCUCACCUCCGAUCGAUCCAAGAGGUAGAGGAGCUGGUUGAGUCGAGCCGGAAUUUCAACGUGGACAUUCCCGAGGUGGAAGAACUAGAGCAUGUGCUGCGACAGAUGAAAUGGAACGAGGAGGCCCGUCGCAAGCGUGAUCAGUACCUCACCCUGCAGGAGUGUAAAGAGUUGAUCCAGGCCGGAGAACAACUGGGAUUGGAUGACAGAAACGAGGAUCUGGCUCAUUUCAAGGAUCUGUGUCGCCACGGAGAGACCUGGGAGGCCAAAGCGAAGGAAUUGAUGUCUGUGGAAGCCGUUCAUUAUCAGCAGCUGGAAGCCCUAUCCGCACAGGCGUCGCGGUUCCCUGUUUCCCCCGAAACACUGGCGCAGGUCGAUGCUAUUCUGACCAAGCAGCGAGAGGCUCAGAAACAGAUCCAGAGUCUUUACGAACGGAGUCAAGAUCCGGAUUUCCGCAAACGUCCCAAGUACAGGGAGGUGCGCGAACUUAUGGAAUCUCUGGAACAGCUGAACAGUCGGCCCGUUGGCGCCAUUGAUCUGGAGCGCGAACAGAAGCGCCACGAGGAUUGGAUGAGGAAAGGCAAGAAGCUCUUUGGCAAGGCAAAUGCACCGCUACAUAUUCUCAAGUCUCACAUGGAGUAUGUCGAGAAGAAGAAUGCCGCCUGCUUCGACUUGGAAGAUCGCUGUCGACCACCGGUCGAACCCGCGUCGCGGGACAACACGCCUGAGGGUCUCCUGGAGAAUCAAGGCAUGUGGGAAGGCGGUAAGUCUCGGAAGAGAGAUGUUUUUUGCAUCUGCAGGCAGUCCGAAGCUGGGAUGAUGAUUGAAUGCGAGAUCUGCCACGAGUGGUAUCAUGGCAAAUGCCUGAAAAUUGCUAGGGGAAAGGUCAAGGAAUUUGACAAAUACACCUGCCCGGUCUGUGACUGGCGGAGAAAGAUCCCUCGCGACGCCGCACGGCCCAAGCUUGAGGAUCUUCAGGAAUGGCAGGCAGAGAUUCCGAACCUCCCCUUCCAGCCCGACGAGGAGGAAGUCCUGGACAACAUUAUCAAGCAAGCAUCCGCUUUCCGGGAUUUCCUCCAAAGCUUCACAAACGCCGCUUGCACGACGACCGAGGAGAUCCCUACGUUGCUUUUCUAUCUCCGUAAAAUCGAGGGUGCGGAGGUUCUCCUUGCGUACGAGACUAAUUUCUUCCGUCAAGAGAUUCAUAAGUGGGCACCAGUGGCACCAGAGCCCCCGCCGAUUCUGGAGCAGUCACUCUCUACUCGCAAGCCUCGUCCAACGAAGCAACAGAAGAUUAUGGCUCAGUUGGGCGUAGAACGUCCGGAGGACCUUCCCCCUCAUCUCCGUCCGAAGACGAGCAACGCUGCCAAGCGCAAGUCUCUUGAGUCCUCCCAAACGACCAGACCACAGCCUCUUCAGCCAGCACCUCAACAGCCCUCCGCUGGGUCGUCGGAAGAGAACCGGCCACCAGUCUCAGCAAGCAAUGAAUCAACCUUGCCCAGUACAUCAUCAUCAUCCCAGCCAUACCCGUUCUCGGCAAACUAUUCCCUGGCGCGCGAUCCGAGCCCACCAUUUGCGCUAUCUUCAUCCUCUUCCUCUGCCUUCCUUCCUCAUGCUGCGGGGCAGUCUCCGUCCUUUCCUCCACGCUCUCCACCACAUCAAGGCUUGGAUCAGCCUCUUUUCAGCCCGCCCCCGAGCUUCAAUCGCGACCAGAACGAGGGGCCAUCUGGUGUCGAUAUAGAUACCAACAAUCCUUUUUCAAGCAGUCCUCGUCAGAAUCUGGAUGAUGUAUUUGCGGAUCUCACCAACCAGGACGCUGAUGCCGUUGAACCCAUGGAGAACACCCAUACCAAUGAAGCAUUGGAGGCUCUGGAUGCUGGCAACGGUGGCGAUCGUCCUGAUUCCGACCAUGAAGGUGAGACCGCCGAAACUGCCAGAGACGGCGAAGCUGAAGGCAACGGCGAAGGUCCUGCAGAUGACUUCUGA